This is a messenger RNA of Morus notabilis, 1261 nucleotides long. RefSeq names its product disease resistance protein RML1B-like. The transcript is spliced from 2 exons. NCBI's taxonomy places the organism in Eukaryota, Viridiplantae, Streptophyta, Magnoliopsida, Rosales, Moraceae. The record is from RefSeq and is a predicted model, not a curated record. The annotation marks the transcript as partial.
AUGCUUGCUGAAUCUGUUUUGUUACAGCAUUUAGAUAAUUUAAAAAGAGUCGAUCUGUCGGGCUCCAUGUACCUAACUCAAGUUCCAGAUCUCUCACUUUCUCCAAAUCUUGAGAGCAUAACACUUCAGUACUGCGUACGUUUGAUCGAAGCUCCGUCAUAUAUCGAACAUCUUGAGAAGCUUAAAGAGCUUUCUCUCAUAGGCUGCCCAUCCCUUUGCAAGCUAUCAGCGCUUCCAAGGAAUUUAAGAACAUUAAAAGUGCUCACUGGACCAAUUCAGCUUGAUCAAACCGAUUGUUCUUGUAGCAACAACAUUACAUGGUAUCCCUCUUUUGAGUUUUCAUCAAAGUUGGAAAGAUUUCCAAUCAUCCCAGAGCUCAUCAAGUCCAUAAGGACUCUCAAAUUAGAUUUUGCGGCAAUUAAAGAGCUGCCUUCGUCAAUAAGCAACUUAUCCGGGCUCAAAACAUUAAGCCUGAAAUUUUGCCAAAAUCUUGAGUUUCUCCCUGAUAGCAUCCAUUGUUUAAGGUCUUUACGCAAACUCAAAAUUGCUUUUUGUCGAAAUCUUAAAUCAUUACCAAUACUUCCUUCGUCGUCUCUAAUAUUUCUUGAUGCGACGUGUUGCGCCUCGUUGAAGACGAUGUCAAAUUCAGUAACUUCGAUCAAACAAAAUUGGGAUGAUCUCCAUAAUAGACGAUAUAAGUGGGAAGAGUUCAAAUUUUGGGGUUGCGGAAUGUUGGAUGAGAACGCACACAAUGCUCUUAUGGAUGAAGCACUGUUUAGAAUUUUGCGUUUGGCAACUUUAGUAAAUAAAUACGGACUCUAUCAUAAUGCUCUUGAUGAAGAUGAAGGUGACACGUUGGCGCGGGUAUAUAAUAAAAUUUUCUGGUCAGAAAGCAAAAUUCCGAGGUGGUUUAGUCAUAAGAGUGAGGAAUCUUCGAUAUGUAUGAACGUUCCACAUCCUGAUCAAUGGUAUAACAACAGCUACUUGGGUCUUGCCGCUUGCGUCAUUGUUGAGUUCGAUGACCUCUCAACGACUAAACCGAUCUCUUUAGAAGUUUAUUGGGAGUCCGUUUACACGUUCCCUAAUGGAGAUUCAUGGAGUCAGAGAAGAGUUGUGCAAUUUGAUCUUUCAUAUGAAUAUCAUGUUCAUGGUAUUCGUGAAUGUUGUACUACUCUUUUCGAGGAUUUAAUUCGCGAAGAUCUUCAUUAUGACUCCGUGAAUAAUUCCAAACACGUGUUUCUUUUUAUGGACAAUACUUAUG